CGAGCGGCCGAGCUGAGCGGCUCCGCGAGUUGGGGCAGCUCCUGCGCUCGGCCCUGCUCGGCGGCCAGAGCUCCGCCCGGGCGCCGGCUUCCCACGGCGGCGGGAGCGCGCGGGUGCUGAGGGCGCCGACCGACCUCCGCGGACCCCGGCGGGCCUGGGGCGGGAGAGGCGGGCGAGCGCGCGCGCUGGAGACGGCCGGGCGUCCCGCGCCCUGGCACCAUGCGCCCCGCCGCGCCUCCUCGCCGGCCCCGGGCUCCCCUCUCCGCCCGCUGAGUCCCCGCGCUCGCCACCCCGGAAACUCGCCGAGACGAGGCGAGACGCCGGAGAGCAGCGCGGAGACUGACCCAGGCGUCCCCUCCGCUCCCAAGAGGCUGCGGAUCCCCGUUUCUUGGGUUUCUCUAGCUUUACCAUGGACCUGGCGCCAGCUUGGCUUUAGGACACAUUCGGAGCCGGAGGGGGAGUCCAGGCAAUUCUUUGGUUGCUAAGCGUGAGUGAAGACAUCCAGGAUGGCUCAGGGAUCCGGGGAGCAAAGAGCAGUGGCAACUGCUGACCCAGAGGACAGUUCUCCAAAUAUGAUAGUCUACCGCAAAAUUGAAGACAUCAUUACAAAGAUGCAAGAUGACAAGACAGGAGGUGUGCCCAUCAGAACAGUCAAGAGCUUUCUCUCCAAAAUCCCCAGUGUUGUCACAGGUACUGACAUUGUGCAGUGGCUGAUGAAGAACCUGUCCAUCGAAGACCCAGUUGAAGCAAUACACUUGGGGAGCCUUAUAGCUGCCCAGGGCUAUGUCUUUCCCAUCUCGGACCAUGUUCUCACCAUGAAGGACGAUGGCACCUUUUACCGGUUCCAGGCUCCCUACUUCUGGCCAUCUAACUGCUGGGAGCCUGAAAACACUGACUAUGCCAUCUAUCUUUGUAAGAGAACAAUGCAGAAUAAAGCAAGGCUGGAAUUGGCAGAUUAUGAAUCAGAAAACUUAGCAAGACUCCAGAGGGCCUUUGCAAGGAAGUGGGAAUUCAUCUUUAUGCAAGCAGAAGCGCAAGUAAAGAUUGAUCGGAAAAAGGACAAGACAGAAAGGAAAAUCUUGGAUAGUCAAGAGCGGGCCUUCUGGGAUGUCCACAGGCCAGUGCCAGGCUGUGUGAACACCACAGAAAUGGAUAUCAGAAAAUGUCGACGUUUGAAGAACCCGCAAAAGGUUAAAAAGUCUGUAUACGGCGUGACAGAAGAGUCCCAGUCCCAGAGCCCUGUGCACAUACCCAGUCAGCCAGUCCGGAAAACGACAAAAGAGGACAUCCGGAAACAGAUAAUGUUUUUGAACGCACAGAUCGACAGACAUUGUUUAAAAAUGUCCAAAGUGGCUGAAAGCUUAAUUGCUUACACGGAACAGUAUGUGGAAUACGAUCCUAUGGUAACACCAGCCGAGCCAUCCAAUCCCUGGAUCAGUGAUGAUGUCACUUUAUGGGACAUAGAGAUGAGCAAAGAGCCCAGCCAGCAGCGAGUAAAGAGAUGGGGCUUCUCUUUCGACGAGAUGUUGAAGGACCAGGUGGGGCGGGACCAGUUUCUACGCUUCCUGGAGUCGGAAUUCAGUUCAGAAAACCUCAGGUUCUGGUUGGCUGUCCAAGAUCUCAAGAAACAACCCCUGCAGGAUGUGGCCAAGAGGGUGGAAGAAAUCUGGCAAGAGUUUCUGUCUCCAGGGGCCCCCAGUGCAAUCAAUCUGGAUUCUCACAGCUAUGAGAUAACCAGUCAAAACGUCAAAGAUGGAGGGAGAUACACAUAUGAAGAUGCCCAGGAGCACAUCUACAAGCUGAUGAAGAGUGACAGCUAUGCCCGCUUCCUCCGGUCAAAUGCUUACCAGGACUUGCUGCUGGCCAAGAAGAAGCCAGAAAGUGAGCAAGGUCGUAGAACUUCCUUAGAAAAGUUCACUCGCAGUGUGUGUCUGCAGCUUCACUUCUAGGGAUGGAUUUGCAAAAGACCAAGCGGCUCCCUCUGCAGAAGGUGCACACCCGACCGCCAGCCUCGAGCUUCGCCUUUGACCUUCCGUGCAGGGCUCCGAGGAGAGAGGACCCGCCCGCCGCCCUGGGGGCUGCGCGGUUUGUGCAUCUUCUGCAGCAGCCCAGGGAGAAGGCCAUCGAACUGUCUCACGAAAUAAAUUGGCUCGGAACCGUAGCUCAUCUAUAAAAAACAUUCCAAAUUUCCCUCUGUGAGCGCCGGCCGGCCCGUGGGAGUGGGCCGCGAGCUGCUGCUGCUGCUGUGUAGGCGGCUUUCGCGUGCACAGGAGGUGGCCGUGCUGCAUGGUCUAGCUGGCGUGUGUUAGUGGCCUCUGCAUGACUUACCGUCCUCGUCAGCCUCAUGUGCAUAGCGUGACGGGGAGAAGAGGGCAGGUGGCCCUGGGGAGGAGGGGGAAGCAGGUCCCUGUUCUGUCCCUGUACUCCCAGGGGCAAGGCCUUGAGGGAGUCAUGGUGGGCUGCAGGUUCACCAGCUCCGUAGGGAAGUGGCCUUACCCCAUGCGCACUGAGUUUAGAUGAGGUAGAGAUUGGUGCGGGGGGCACAUAGGAGACCCCAUGGUAACAGGUGAGAGUGCAGAAUGAAUAGUCUUCCCAUGGUGCACAGCGGAGAUUCGGUUCUACGGUCUAUAGGACAGCACAGACCCAUCUCUCCUUUCCAUGCCGUUCUCUGUAAGAUCUGGGCCUAGGGCUUGGUGCGCAGAAUUCAAUCCCACUCAUUCACUUCCUUGUCAUUCACUUACAAGCUGCUGAGUGCCUGGGCCCCAGCCUGCGCUAUUCAUAUCAAACUAGAGGGAACUAACAUGGCAGCCGGGAGCAGGGAUCCCACGAAUGGAACUGGCCUCUCUUCUCUUCCCAAGGGGAGAACCCUCUCAUGCCCUUUUUCCCCCUCUGUUGAAGAGAGAAGUCCUUGUAAAACCUGACUACUGCGUGAUUAGCAUCUUUAUUUCAUCCUUUUGGCAUAAAAUCUAAGAAUUCUGGGUUGAAAGCAACCUAGUUGUUUAC
Messenger RNA from Myotis daubentonii (Daubenton's bat), 3003 nucleotides. RefSeq names its product regulator of G protein signaling 6 (gene RGS6). Gene Ontology annotation, biological process: intracellular signal transduction; regulation of G protein-coupled receptor signaling pathway; G protein-coupled receptor signaling pathway. The record is from RefSeq and is a predicted model, not a curated record. Gene Ontology annotation, molecular function: GTPase activator activity. Gene Ontology annotation, cellular component: cytoplasm; neuron projection. NCBI's taxonomy places the organism in Eukaryota, Metazoa, Chordata, Mammalia, Chiroptera, Vespertilionidae.